Messenger RNA from Suillus paluster, 1449 nucleotides. RefSeq lists its product as uncharacterized. The record is from RefSeq and is a predicted model, not a curated record. Bases 229 to 1152 code for a protein of 307 amino acids. The transcript is spliced from 4 exons. NCBI's taxonomy places the organism in Eukaryota, Fungi, Basidiomycota, Agaricomycetes, Boletales, Suillaceae.
UGUGACAGUUGACGCGUGACAUUGAGAUUUGGCAUGUGACAAGCUGUGACCAUUAUAGGGGACUUUCCAAAGCGGUGUAGCACAAUAUAAUUUUGCUAUCAGUGUCAAUGCGCUGUCCACCACGUUCUGAAAAGAACAAUACAUAACCAGCUGUGGACCAGUAGAGCUUUAUAAAACGGGCUCCUCAUCUUUCAUCUUUCCCCGCACUUCAUCGAACUUCCUCACCAAAUGCGUAUUCCAUUUAUCACGAGUUCGCGUUAUCAGGAAAUCGGUCGCCGCAAAGGUGGUGGCGGUGGGGGAAAAAGUGGUGGUAGCAGUAGCGGUGGGAGUGGUAAAAGUGGUGGUGGAAAGAGCGGAGGCAGCUCAGGGAGCGGCAGCGGGGGCAAGACUUCAACGGUACCACUCAAGGGUAGCUCCUCCAGCGGCAAGAGCACUGCAACAUCAUACGGAUAUGGAGGCGGGAAAGCCGAAACCAUCCCUGUCGGACAGCUUUUCUCCGGCCGCACUGCUGGAGGCGGUUCAAGACCACAGGUGUACGGCACAAGAACCUAUGGUAGUGGAUACCCUGGAUACUCUGGCUAUGGUGUCGCAGGUCGAGGAUUUCCGUUUUGGUUCUGGCCGGUUGUUUGGGAUGGAAGUGCAAACCAGGCCCUCCAUAAUACUGAAUACGGUGAUUCGUUCAAUACCAGUAGAUUGGGUGGACCGAUGGCACAGGCCAACUUCGUCUCAAAUAACACGGGUUCGACUUUCCAUGUGCUAUCUGACAACAGUACGGUUGGCUCCUUGAUCGGUUCCAUCAACACCAAUUGCUCGUCGCAUUUGGCAUCCUCGAGUUCAACAUCUCCGUCACCGUACAACUCAUCCGCUGCAGGAGGCCCUCAGCCGGAGCAAGCCAUACAGUACUACCGCUCUUCCAGCAUCGUGCUCACUCUGGAUGGCUAUAACAACUCCGCUACAUUCAACAGCAAUCCAAAUACCGCAGACUCGCCGUUGCCUUCUGGGGUGGACAUGACUCUUUUGGACUGCUUGAAUUACACCAUUGGUCAGGCUGCUCCGUUGAUCGAUGGCGCCAGUUCGCACUUCAUUUCGCCACCAUGCCUUGGUUUCGUCAGCUUCGUCUGGGUCCUGUGGUUUUUGGUGCACUAUGCUUGAUUCCUCCGAAUCACAUCCAGGCCCCAAGGAUCGUCACCUUUCAUUUCACCGCUUCUUCUCAAUAAUACCCGGGUCUCCCGAUUCUUCCACUAUGUCCAGCGGUCAUGCUCUGGAUCGCCCUGUUCAAUGUCCAUAUCAUUAUGUUCAAUUCCACAUUGUUUAUUGAUAACUUAUACCUGUAUAUUCCUAUUGCAUACGUGCAAUCUUAACAUAUUGUAGCAUACCCUUGGACUUCAUACCGAUGCGCUACCGGUAUUGGUCAGUCGUAAUACGACAUAUUUCCCCCCCUCCCUCGCC